This is a messenger RNA of Penicillium coprophilum, 1353 nucleotides long. Its product is annotated as fungal specific transcription factor domain-containing protein. NCBI's taxonomy places the organism in Eukaryota, Fungi, Ascomycota, Eurotiomycetes, Eurotiales, Aspergillaceae. The record is from RefSeq and is a predicted model, not a curated record. The transcript has 2 exons. Gene Ontology annotation, cellular component: nucleus. Bases 1 to 1353 code for a protein of 450 amino acids.
AUGAAAAAUCUCAGAAUAUGUGGUCUAGAGUCUCUAAACAACUUGGAAACCGAGCGUGAUGAGCGCAAGCUCUGCUACAUAACCCUCGUCAUGCUUAAGAAUAUUCAGGGGUCCCUACACCCACCCGGAAAUAGCUUGGACUUACUUGCAGAGCCUGGUGAAACCGUCUCUCCGUUGGGAGCCAUGAUCUUCAACAAAGACACUGCCCGUGGUAACGGCAGUGACUCCAAGCCAGACAUUGGCAUCGUUGGUAGCAGUGUUUACACCAGCGAGCUGUGGGCGAUGGCAUGUAAUUAUGCUGCCAGUCACGUCGGCGUUGAUGCUCAUCCCCCCUGGUCUCCGAACUCUGAUUACACUAUGAUAAAUUUUCGACACUGCGAGCACGAGAGCCUCAUGCCACUGAGGUUUCGACUUCAUGCAAGUCGCUUCCAAGAUUACCCCCCCGCCGAACUUCAGGCUCAUCGUGACUACUGGAGCCCAUGGCUAUUUUUCCAGUUGGUUUGGCAUGCGGUACCUUGUUUAGUAAACCAUCCGUUUUUGCUAUCUAUGCGACUUCGCAACUUCCGCAGGACAAUGCCUCAGUCAUUCCUUCGCAAUUCUUUCGAGCAGCUGACCUUCCACUCGGGAUGGGUUGUUCAUUUUCUCGAGUUGAUCGAGACGAAAAGUUUUGAGGUGUCAGACCCGACUAUAGGGCAAUGCGUGGCAAUUGUCGCUACAAUCUACCUUCAACAUAGUUUUGUCGAGGAUCAAGCUUUUAACAGGAAGGCGCAAACGGGAUUUGAGAAAUGCCUCAGAUUUCUACGCAACAUGGGGCGUCGGUGGCCACACAUCGAUCGCCAGGUCCAGCAACUGCAACAACUCAAGGAUAGCGUUUCUCCCGGAGGCCUUAUGACAGACAACACCGCCCCAGGAGGAAUCCAUUCUCGUCAGAAGUGGUCCGUUAAUCUGCAGCUGUUAUGGAAGAUCUUAGUAUAUGCCCAUGCAAGCAAUACAUCAGAUCCUGCCGGCGACAUCUUCGGCCCGGAGCUUGCCAAAGACAGUAUCGGAUGCUCAGGGGACCCUUCCGCUGGGGCUAUCACCGAGCGUGACUUUGCUUUGAUUGGAUCCGCUGGAAUCUCAGGCCACAAGACAGUGGCUUCCGAGUGUGUCACCUAUCCACCGGAGCAGACUGAGGAUCCCAUACAAGCGCCGACUCAAGCCUCACCGAGAAUGGACCUUUCAGGGCUUUCGGGAGAUCCCAAUAUUGAGUUUAGUGGUGGUGACACGUUGUUCCUCCAGCUUCAAGAUUACGGGAAGGCAUUUGAGGAUUGGUUGAGUGUUAAUCCAACGUCUGCAGGUGAAGUUGGAAUCUAG